GUAACGACUUCUUCUUCUUCUUCUAUUUCUAUUUCUUCUUCUUGGUUUUGUUUAUCAAACUCCAACCUAAGAAGUUUCAUCAAGUAAAAAAAAUGGGUGAUGCUUUUAACGACGACGAGUGCGAUUAUCUCUUCAAAGCUGUUCUUAUAGGUGAUUCAGGCGUUGGAAAAUCGAACCUUCUCUCAAGAUUUUCUCGUAAUGAAUUUCGUCUCGAUUCUAAACCAACCAUCGGUGUUGAAUUUGCUUAUAGAAAUAUAAGAGUUGGGGAUAAGCUCAUCAAAGCUCAAAUAUGGGAUACUGCUGGACAAGAACGAUUCCGGGCAAUCACAAGCUCUUACUAUAGAGGAGCACUUGGUGCCAUGUUAGUUUACGACUUAACACGUAGAGCUACGUUUGAUAACCUGCGAAAAUGGCUGGAUGAGCUACGACGAUUCGCUAACACGGAUAUGGUGAUUGUACUUGUGGGUAACAAAUCCGAUUUGGUUGAUAAAAGAGAAGUUGAAGAAGAAGAAGGAAGAAAUCUUGCAGAAAAGGAAGGACUUUGUUUCAUGGAAACAUCUGCUCUAGAGAAUGUGAAUGUCGAAGAAGCUUACCUUCAAAUGGUUACUAAGAUUUUUGAAAUCACUAGUCAUAAAAGUGUCCACGAGAAAAUCGAUACUGACCGUGAAUUAACCAAAAUCGGUGCUGGAAAGGCUAUUGUGAAUAUGGAUGAAGUGUCAGCUACCAUUAAGCAAAGUAGGUGCUGUUAAUUUUGUGUUCUGAUUGCUGUAUAUAAUUUUUUUGUCACUGUUUUUGCAUUUUACUAAAGAUUUGUUAUAAGUGAAGAUUUUGAUUAUUACUGGUGAGUUAAGGGCAACGGCUUAAUUUUACU
This is a messenger RNA of Papaver somniferum (opium poppy), 871 nucleotides long. RefSeq names its product ras-related protein RABA6a-like. The record is from RefSeq and is a predicted model, not a curated record. Gene Ontology annotation, cellular component: endosome. The transcript has 2 exons. Bases 93 to 749 code for a protein of 218 amino acids. NCBI's taxonomy places the organism in Eukaryota, Viridiplantae, Streptophyta, Magnoliopsida, Ranunculales, Papaveraceae. Gene Ontology annotation, molecular function: GTP binding; GTPase activity.